AUGGAGUCGAAGUCCACCUCUAGUCCCGCAUCGCCGCCGAGGCUGUUGCGAUCCAAGACGGAGCAUCCCACGUCGCAGAGCUCGGAAUUCACCGCAGCCUUUGCAUCCUCGAGUCCCAUCGUCGAAGCAUCCGACCUGCUCGACACACAACCAGCCGCUGGACCAUCAGCAGCUGCGUCAAGUUCCUCCUCGGCUCGCAAAGGUCGCGCCAAUCGUGCCCGCACGCGCUCCGUGUCUUCCAACGCCGUCCCCGUAUCUCAACUCUCCAGAUCCACCCUCUCCUCUCUGCAGACCGAGCUCGAUGGCGCUCUCGACCGCGGUCCAGGCACUCCGGACUUCACCCUUUCCGCCAGCACUCCGCAGUGGCGCAGGGCGGACGUCGAGCGCGAUCGGACCAUGUCGAGCUUGGGCCAGGGCUUGCAGCUCAUCUCCGAGGCAGAAACCUCCGCGGGACCAUCGUCGAGCAACCCAUCCAAUCGACAGCGCUCCGCAAGCGGUGCAUCCCAGGCCUCCGCCUCUUCCCAAUCGUCAGACUCUUACAAGAAAAAGUCGAUGCCCGCCAAUUCAUUCACCAGGCCAAGGCUGUCGACGCUGCGCUCCUUCCUGUCGUCUUUCGCUGGCGGCAACUCUGCUUCCGCUCCAGGCAGCUCGUCCAACACGCCGCACGACGAACAGGCCAGAAUGCUCGAAAAUGAGCCCUCGACUUCCCACCGACUUUCUGUGCGCCCGCAGGCGCUUGUCAUGCCAUCCGCACGACCGGCAGCGCACGGCCUGGUCGGCCUCAACGAGGACAGUCCGCCGCUCACUCCUACCAGCGAUCCGGACGAGCAGAGCGAAUACCAGCAGUACGUCAACGCCUUCCGCCAGCAGCUCGUCCCAAAGCAGGCCGCCAGGCCACUCGGCGCGCCCAAACACCAGUGGAGUGCCGCUCAGGCUGCCGCCGAUGCUGUGCAGGCAGACUUGGACGAACGCAACCGCAUCACGCCACCCGCACUGGCUCAGUGGCCUUUUACUCCGCCACUCACAACCUCCAACGUCACCUCGCCCGUUGCUAGCAGCCGCGCCUUUUCGCCCCCAACACGACCGGACUCAACCAUCACCACAGCCAGCGCAUACCAAGGCAUCCUACCGUCGCAUCUGGUGUCAGGCGCCGCAGUGAGCAGUCGCUCCACCACGCCCACCUCAUCGACCACUGCGUCAGGCACCGAGUCUGCGCGCACCUACAACCUCUUCGACGUCGACACGUACCGCAUCGAGAGCGCCGGCAAGACUCUGCUCGCACUGCUGCCGCGCAUCCAGAUCAACCUCAGCUCGUGGCGGCUUUCGAUGCCCAACGUGCGCCCCUACUUGCCACGCCUCAUCUUUCUGUUUGUCAUCUUUGCAGCCUCGACGUGCUGCAUCGUCUUCAUGCUCUGGACGCUCCCGCUCACGCUGCCCAAGCACAUCACCAGCCUCACGCUCGCCGAGAUCAAGCAGCUCGCCACGAGCCUCAAGGUCUACUCGCAGAGCAGCCCGCGUGCAUUCGUGCACACGCUCGUCGUGCUCGGCACCUUCUUCACAUGGAAGCAGUCGUUCUGCGUCCCAGGCAGCCUCAUCAUGAACGUCGUAUUCGGCGCCAUGUACGGCACCUACUCGGGCACGCUCUACACCUCCAUCCUCACCGCCGUUGGCGGCGUGUUUUGCUACCUCCUGUCUGCGCCGCUCGCGCCGCUGAUCACAUCGUUGCCAGGUCUCGCCAAGCCGCUCGACGCCAUGCGCCGCGCGCUCUCGCCAGGGCGUGCGAGGGCGUCGGGGCGCAGCGUCAUGCUGUCCACCCCGCAUACCGGCAGCAACGGCAACGUAUGGACGUACCUUCUCGUCCUCCGCGUGCUCCCCAUCGUGCCGUACGGCCUGAUGAACAUCGCGUGCGGCGUGCUUGGCGUGCCGCUCGUUCCGUACGCAGGCACUCUGGCCGUGGGCUCAAUCCCGUGGAACUUUGUCACGUGCCAGGUGGGCGACCUGCUGCAGGAGAUCGUCGAGGCACUCCCCGUGUCCGACGACACCACCGUGGGAGGGCUCAAGGACAAGGCUGCGAGCAGUGCUGGCGGCGGCAUGCGUGCGAUCGUCGACCGCAUCUGGAACCGCGAGAUGGUGGUCAAGCUCAUCCUUCUCUCAAUCGCCAGCCUGCUGCCCAUUGUGCUUAGCAGGUAUCUCAAGUACAGACAGAGACAGCAGGCCGAGGCGGAAGGAUACCAGCCGGUCGAUGCCAACGAUGUCGACGACGAUGGCAUUGAUGAUGAGGAGGCGGAUCGACCUGCGUCGCGCCGCUCUUCGCGUAUAAUCCAGCACAACGCAAAGACGGACGCGCUUCCUAUAGAGAACGUGCCGCUGAACGACUUUGAGCCCUCGGCGUCGGCUCAUAGCACCGUCGGCAGAGGCAGCAAUCGCCACGCUGUCCGCAGCGCUUGGUUGUAA
This is a messenger RNA of Moesziomyces aphidis, 2454 nucleotides long. The record is from the annotation of a GenBank genome assembly. NCBI's taxonomy places the organism in Eukaryota, Fungi, Basidiomycota, Ustilaginomycetes, Ustilaginales, Ustilaginaceae.